AUGGAUACUUCUGUAACGCAGACGACGAUGACGACGACGACUCAGCCUCGUGAAGAAGAUGAUGAUGAGUGGGACACCGAUGGGUUUGUGAUUCCGAGCUUGGAGAUUGAACAAGACAAGGUUAAUGAUUCACAACAUGACACAUCAAAACCUUCUCCUCCUCAAAUUAAAGCUGAAGAAAGCAUCUACCUAGGACCACAUGGAGGAGCUCCUUCCUCGCAGCCACAAGACGGCAAUGUAUCGAGCAGGAAGCAACGGUUUAAGCAGAAGCUCAAGGAAGCAGACCAGAAAAUGAAUGUGUCUGGUCGAGAAAACAAAGUUGCCAACUUAAGAGAGCUUGUAGGCGGCGUUGAGAAAGGAAGUAAUAUUUCAAAUGGUGUUUCAAGAGACUGGCUUGACCCACAUUGCCAUGAGUCUCAGUUCGAGAAACGUCAACCACUGUAA
This is a messenger RNA of Eruca vesicaria subsp. sativa (arugula), 444 nucleotides long. Lineage: Eukaryota; Viridiplantae; Streptophyta; Magnoliopsida; Brassicales; Brassicaceae. The record is from the annotation of a GenBank genome assembly.